Molecule: messenger RNA, 2205 nt
Organism: Salarias fasciatus (jewelled blenny)
Lineage: Eukaryota; Metazoa; Chordata; Actinopteri; Blenniiformes; Blenniidae
Gene: rhbdl2
Product: rhomboid, veinlet-like 2 (Drosophila)
Exons: 8
Coding region: 386-1282 (298 amino acids)
Cellular component (GO): membrane
Molecular function (GO): serine-type endopeptidase activity
Source: RefSeq, a predicted model, not a curated record
AGGUCUGAAUGGUGUCCGUGGAUUUGUGUCCCCCUCCCUCGGAGCUGAGAAACUGAAGCGUCCUCGGACGGACUCUCCAAGUGUUUGUGCGUCAGGAAGCAGGCGAGCGUUUGUGGUUUGUUUGUUUGGAGGAAGGAAGUUUGUCAGAGGAAAAAAAGGAAAAAAGGAAUGAGCGGACUAUAAUUAUCUCUUUUCCCCUCUCUUCCUCGCAGUCCUCCGGGACGGCGGUGAAAACAUGGAGGGAACUCACUGAAAGAAAGGAGAGCGUUUCUGGACGGUGUUGAACUGGCGCAUUGACCUGUUUGGAUCAGUUUACUGGAUCAAUAUUUAUGCGGAUUGGAGCCUCGCGCGCUCUUCCUGUUGAAGGUUUAGGACGCCGGCAGUGAUGGGGGACAUCGACCUGGAGCAGCAGGACCCGUUGUCACAAGACCAGGACGGACAACAGGUGAAGAGGGGACGCGACCAGACGGACGGGGGCGGGGCCAGGGGGUGCUGCGAGAAGUUCCAGGAAGCUGUGUCCAAGUGGAUGCUUCCAGAAGACCUUCGCAGCACGUACCUGGCACGAACCAACUGCUGUCCGCCCCCCAUCUUCAUCAUCACCAUCAGUCUUGCAGAGCUGGCGUUGUUUAUCUACUACGCCGUGUGGAAGCCUCAGAAGCAGUGGGUGACCCUGGAAGAAGGCAUCUGGAACAGCCGUCUGACCUACAAGCCCGAGCUGCGGCAGGAGGCAUGGCGCUUCUUCUCCUACAUGUUUGUCCACGCCGGUGUGGAGCACAUCUUGGGAAACCUGUUGAUGCAGCUGCUGCUGGGUAUACCCCUCGAACUGGUCCACAAAGGAUUCGAGGUGGGGAUGGUUUACAUGGCCGGUGUCAUCGCAGGCUCUUUGGCCAGCUCCAUCUUUGACCCUCUCAGUGCCUUGGUGGGGGCUUCCGGAGGAGUGUACGCUCUGAUUGGAGGGUAUUUUAUGAACGCAGUGGUGAAUUUCCGGGAGAUGAUUCCCCUACUUGGAGUGUUUCGAAUUCUCGUCAUAAUCAUCAUCGUUGGAACAGAUUUUGGAUUUGCCUUUUACAGAAGAUUCAUGAGCGACGAUGCUGGGAUGAAGGUUUCCUUUGUGGCUCAUUUUGGAGGGAUCGUGGCCGGGAUGACCAUCGGCUACGUCUUCUUCAGCGAUUACAACAAGAAGCUGCUCAAAGACCCGCGGUUCUGGAUCUGUAUAGUGGGUUUUAUAAUCUUCAUUCUUUUCGCGGUGCUCUUCAACAUCUUCCUGUCUCCAGCGCCAUAGUGCGACAAAGCAGCAGUGAUUUACCUUCACUUUAUGUCACUCAGGAGUUUUACUGACGUGUUUCAGAGCAAAAUGAUGGAUUUUAUAAUGUUGUAUGUGUGUCUGGGAUUUUUUUUUAAACUUUUUUAUAACUAAAUGUAUUAGUUUGUGUGGAAGUAAUGCAACAAAUGAACCUGCUGUUUAUUUGUUGCAUUCCUGACGUUGUAGACAAAAAUGUGCCUUAGAAAGUCAGCUACUUCCCAUCACUGAUAUUUUUCUAUAUCAAGAUUUUACUGAUGCUUUAUGUCUUUGUAACAUUUCAUACUUGUCACGAUUAUCAGGAAACUAUUGAACACUGGUUGUAUUUUCUUGGAUUUAAAAGUGAUGCUUGUGUUUAUUCAUAUCCUUUCAAGUCAUCGAGGACCUCUGAUAUUCGUUAAAAUGUGCCUUUUGAAGAUGGUGAAAUUACACACUAGUUACAAACAAAUUUUGAUUUUAAAAAAGAAAAAAUUGGAUCGUAUUUUUUGUGGUUGCACGAAUGAAAGGAGAAGAAACGGAAAAUUCUGUCUGCUGCAGAGCGACUUUCCCAUGAGGCUUUGACUUCAUGCUUCGUUACUGACUCAGUCACAUCCUGUUUGCAGGACAUGACGAAUUGCAUGUCAGGUCCAUUAUUAUGAAGCAGCAUUUGGAGACGCGACGCUAUGGUUUUGGCCAUUAUCUGUCAAGGUCCAUCUAAUUUUGACUGGAAAUUGUUAAUCGUACCAUGUUAAAUAUGAAUUAUAGAGUAAUGGAUUAUCGGUAAAGGGUACUACUUUCUUUCCAGAUUUGAUACUGUUUAAUGGAACUUAUCUACGAUUACAACGAUAUGAAAGAAAGACUCCCUUUCUUGGUUUUGCAUUUCUUCUAUUUAUUUUCAAUAAAUGUGAAGACAGUUGUAAAUCUCA